Molecule: messenger RNA, 505 nt
Organism: Prorocentrum cordatum
Lineage: Eukaryota; Dinophyceae; Prorocentrales; Prorocentraceae
Source: the annotation of a GenBank genome assembly
CAGGAGCUGGAGACCACCCGGACCGAGCUGAGCGCGCAGUCAGAGAGGUGGGCCAAGGAGGCCGCGGACGUCGUGGAGGCGCAGCGGCGGGACAUGAGCGCGGCGCUGGAGAAGGCCAGCUCCGAGGCCCAGGCCGCCAGGGAGGGCCUGCGGGAGACCAUGGACAAGCAGGUGAAGCAGCUGGAGGGCGAGCUCGCGAAGGCCAAGGAGCUCGCCGAAUCCAGGAAGGAGGAGGCCGACCUCAAGGAGGGAGAGUUCCACCUAAAGGUCGACAGGCUGGUUGACCGCGUGAAGGACCUGGAGAAGACCGGGGAAACGCUGGUCAGCAGGGCGGAGAUGCAAGCCAGCAUGGGCGGCAUGGAUGCAGCAGUGGACAAGCGCCUGCUCCACCUCGAGCACGAGGUCCCGAGGGUGACGGACGCGGUGGCGGAGGUGGAGAACAUCGCCACGCGGCGAGUAGAUUGGAUUAUCCAGAAGGCCUCGCAGAAGCUGAGACCACCCGGGA